AUGAUUUAAUAAUUGCAUCACCGAAUCGGAAAGGAUACCAAUGUUGAUUUUGCAGAACAAAGAAUACGAAAUUUAUUUAAUAUUGACAUUCUCAAGAAUGUUCAAGUCAGGAGAUCUUAAUUUAUUCAUCAAAUUCAUCCCAACCCUAAAUCCCUCAUCUAAGAAGGCUAUGUAGUUCAUUCUCUGCCUCUCAGGAACUGCGAUAUUAUGAAAAUCUACAAUUACCCAAAGUAAAAAAUAAAUUAUAGUCCACUCUCUACAGCCAAUGAUCAAGCUCCCCAACUUACUCAAACCAAAAUUCAAAGAAUCAUGACCACAGCCAAAAAGGACAGACAACUCAAAAUAUCUACUGACAUCUAUUCCAAUACUGUGGCCAAAAUGCCAGCCUUUUACACUAAACAUUAAUGUAUGAUUUUAUUAAGUUGAGCCAACAGUAAAACUUAAAAAUCUAUGCUAUCAACUGAAAGUAUUGCAAUCAGGAUAAGAUCACUUAGUAGAGUCAAAGAAAACCUUCAAGACUCCCAAAUUUCCCAACAAAGAUCUGCGACUCCUAAUGGCAAAAAGAGACUCAGUCAAUAUAAGCUACUCUUGCAAAAACAAAUCAAUAGUCUUUUGCAAGAUUCAUUCUUAAAUUGA
Paramecium octaurelia is the source of this 636-nucleotide messenger RNA. The record is from the annotation of a GenBank genome assembly. NCBI's taxonomy places the organism in Eukaryota, Ciliophora, Oligohymenophorea, Peniculida, Parameciidae.